AUGGCGACCACCAGUGAGACAAAUGCAGGGUCCAACCUUCAGGUGGACUUUGUCAUCCAAUACAGCUUUGGGGAUGUCGACCAGCCAAACGCGAUUGAACAGCUUCAGAAGUUGCUACAGACCCUUGCCGGGGUCGGCCUGCAAACCGAAGUUCGACAAGGCGACGAAGCCUCCUUGCUCAUCUUUGUGCGAGCUUCCAAGAAUCAGCUGAAGCGGGCGGUGUACCGAUCGCGAGUCCGCGACUGGCUGUAUGGAAUCCGUCAUGCCGAGCCCGAACCUGCCGAUGCGAUCGAUCCCGACAACGAGACCGAGGCCGAGCGACUACGGGUCAUCAACCACAUGAUAACCCUCCCCACUCACGAAGGAGGUGCUGGUAUCACCCCGCAACAUGGGGAAUGGAAGAACGUCAUGGCCGUGUUCCCGCUGCACGAUCAGGAGACAAAUGGCCAAUGGAUGCGCGAGUGGAGCCAGAAGACCUUUCUCUCGGAAGACGACUUGGAUCAGAUUCGCAAUAAAUUCGGAGAAAGCGUCGGCUUUUACUUCUCUUUCCUCCAGGCAUACUUUCGCUUCCUUAUCUUCCCCGCAGUCUUUGGUUUCGGGUGCUGGUUUCUCUUGGGCGGCUACUCCAUCAUCUACGCCAUCGUGAAUUCGCUUUGGUGCAUCAUCUUUGUCGAAUACUGGAAGCGCCAGGAGGUCGAUCUGCGCUGUCGCUGGCAGACUAAAGGCGUCUCUGCCGUCCAAACCAAGCGGCGUCAAUUCAAGCCGGAGAAGGAGGUUCGCGACGAGAGCACUGGCGAAGUUCGAGGCGUUUUCCCGGCAACCAAGCGUAUGCAAAGACAACUGCUCCAGAUCCCGUUUGCACUACUUGCUGCAACUGCUCUGGGUGUCAUCAUUGCGACUUGCUUCGCGAUCGAGAUCUUCAUUGCCGAGCUGUACAAUGGACCCUUGAAGUCAUAUUUGGUUUUCAUUCCAACAAUUCUCGUCUCUGCACUGGUUCCCACGAUGAGUGCCGUUCUAGUCUCCAUUGCGACCAAACUCAAUGACUACGAGAACCACGAGACGAAUGAUGCAUAUGAUAUUGCAUUGACCCAAAAGGUCUUUGUUAUUAACUUUAUAACCUCCUAUCUACCAGUCUUCUUGACAGCCUUUGUAUACGUGCCCUUUGCCAGCCGCAUUGUCCCUUACCUGGAUGUCUUCCGUUUGACCGUACGGCCCUUCGUGUCUAAGGAGCAUUCCAAUGCUAAGAGAUCAAAUUUCCAAAUCGACCCUGCCAGACUUCGAAACCAGGUGAUCUAUUUCACAGUGACCGCUCAGAUCGUCGGGCUUGCCAUGGAGACUAUCGUUCCCUACAUCAAGCAACAUGCCUUCCGAAAGUACAAGGCCUACAACAAGAAGCGCAACGGCAAGGCCGAAGGCAACGGCGAGAAGGAUUCCCCGGAGAGGCCGUUGCAUGUAGUCUUCGACGACCCAGCGGAAGAAGUGAAGUUUCUCACCCGGGUUCGCAACGAAGUUGAGCUGCCUGAGUACGAAGUCACCGACGAUUUGCGUGAGAUGUGCAUCCAGUUCGGUUACUUGGCGCUUUUUUCCCCCGUCUGGCCCUUGGUCCCCUGUUCAUUUUUUGCCAACAAUUGGGUGGAACUCCGAUCGGACUUUUUCAAGAUCUGUAAUGAGUUCCGCCGCCCCACGCCGCUCCGAUCUGACACCAUUGGACCUUGGCUUGAUACCCUCGGCUUUCUCUCUUGGACCGGCAGCAUUACCAGCGCUGCUCUCGUCUACAUGUUCAGUGGGAACGCGCAACAGGGUCCCAACGGGGAACCCACGGAUAUCAAAGGAUGGACACUGCUUCUCUCCAUCUUCUUCUCUGAGCAUCUAUAUCUGGCGAUUCAGUAUGUCGUUCAGGUUUCCAUGAUCAAGCUCGAGCCAACGAAUGCUCGUAAGGAGCGCGCUGAACGGUAUCUUAUGCGCAAGCGAUAUCUGGAAUCCACACUGAGUGCGCAGAAUGAUGACGAGACUCCUGCAAACGCCUUUGAAGUGCCCGGAUUGUCGCGUGCUGCCCUUGAGGAGGAGGCUCGGCAGUCUACCUUGCAAGAGACGGAUCCUGCUGAGCGCUUCUGGAUGCGUCAACAAGGCUGGAAGGAGUCUGCCCAGGUCGGCACUGGUAUAAUUCAAGCCCAGACCUCAGGAACCACCAAAAAGCAGCAAUGA
Messenger RNA from Penicillium pulvis, 2205 nucleotides. RefSeq names its product anoctamin family protein. Lineage: Eukaryota; Fungi; Ascomycota; Eurotiomycetes; Eurotiales; Aspergillaceae. The transcript is spliced from 5 exons. The coding region runs from base 1 to 2205 and encodes 734 amino acids. Gene Ontology annotation, biological process: chloride transmembrane transport. Gene Ontology annotation, cellular component: cortical endoplasmic reticulum. The record is from RefSeq and is a predicted model, not a curated record. Gene Ontology annotation, molecular function: chloride channel activity.